GGACAACCGUUGCGGCGUGUCCCAGGGCCUAAGGCAGGACGGUCCUCCGCUGACACCUUCCCUUUCGGCCCUAAGGUUCCCAGCCUGGUGGCCCCAGGACGUUCCGGUCGCAUGGCAGAGUGCUACGGACGACACCUAUGAAGCCCUUAGUCCUUCUAGUUGCGGUGUUGCUAUGGCCUUCGUCCGUUCCGGCUUAUCCAAGCAUAACUAUGACACCUGAUGAAGAACAAAACUUGAAUCAUUAUAUACAAGUUUUAGAGAACCUAGUACGAAGUGUUCCCCCUAGGGAGCCAGGUCGUGAGAAAAAAUCUAACUCUCCAAAACAUGUUUAUUCUAUAGCAUCAAAGGGAUCAAAAUUUAAGGAGCUAGUUACACAUGGAGACGCUUCAACUGAGAAUGAUGUUUUAACCAAUCCUAUCAAUGAAGAAACUACAACUUUCCCUACAGGAGGCUUCACACCGGAAAUAGGAAAGAAAAAACACACGGAAAGUACCCCAUUCUGGUCGAUCAAACCAAACAAUGUUUCCAUUGUUUUGCAUGCAGAGGAACCUUAUAUUGAAAAUGAAGAGCCAGAGCCAGAGCCAGCUGCAAGACAAACUGAGGCACCAAGAAUGUUGCCAGUUGUUACUGAAUCAUCUACAAGUCCAUAUGUUACCUCAUACAAGUCACCUGUCACCACUUUAGAUAAGAGCACUGGCAUUGAGAUCUCUACAGAAUCAGAAGAUGUUCCUCAGCUCUCAGGUGAAACUGCGAUAGAAAAACCCGAAGAACUAACAUCUGGAAAGCACCCAGAGAGUUGGAAUAAUGAUGACAUUUUGAAAAAAAUUUUAGCUAUUAAUUCACAAGUGCAACAGGCACUUCUUAGUGACACCAGCAACCCAGCAUAUAGAGAAGAUAUUGAAGCCUCUAAAGAUCACCUAAAACGAAGCCUUGCUCUAGCAGCAGCAGCAGAACAUAAAUUAAAAACAAUGUAUAAGUCCCAGUUAUUGCCACUAGGACCAACAAGUAAUAAAAUUGAUGACAUUGAAACUGUUAUUAACAUGCUGUGUAAUUCUAGAUCUAAACUCUAUGAAUAUUUAGAUAUUAAAUGUGUUCCACCAGAGAUGAGAGAAAAAGCUGCUACAGUAUUCAAUACAUUAAAAAAUAUGUGUAGAUCAAGGAGAGUCACAGCCUUAUUAAAAGUUUAUUAAACAAUAAUAUAAAAAUUUUAAACCUACUUGAUAUUCCAUGACAAAGUUGAUUUAAGCAAACUGCAUUUUUUCACAGGAGAAAUAAGCAUAUUCGUAAUUUCAAAAGUUGUGUAAAAAUAUUUUCUAUUGUAGUUCAAAUGUGCCAACAUCUUUAUGUGUCGUGUUAUGAACAAUUUUUAUAUGCACUAAAAACCUAAUUUAAAAUAAAAUUUUGGUUCAG
Messenger RNA from Nomascus leucogenys (northern white-cheeked gibbon), 1410 nucleotides. It is a transcript of the gene SPESP1, whose product is annotated as sperm equatorial segment protein 1. Gene Ontology annotation, biological process: fusion of sperm to egg plasma membrane involved in single fertilization; acrosome reaction. NCBI's taxonomy places the organism in Eukaryota, Metazoa, Chordata, Mammalia, Primates, Hylobatidae. Gene Ontology annotation, cellular component: acrosomal vesicle. The record is from RefSeq and is a predicted model, not a curated record.